Penicillium olsonii is the source of this 1239-nucleotide messenger RNA. The record is from the annotation of a GenBank genome assembly. NCBI's taxonomy places the organism in Eukaryota, Fungi, Ascomycota, Eurotiomycetes, Eurotiales, Aspergillaceae.
AUGAGAUACGCUUACACCGGCUUCGCAGCCAUGGGCUUGAUGGGCUGCGCCCUCGCCCUCCCCCAGGGAAUUCCCCAAGGUCCCCCCGGCCCUCCCCCGGCUGAUGGACCUACUCCCACUGGACCGCCUCCCACCGAUGCCCCCAAGCCAACUGGCGAGGUCGAGCAGCGCGACUUCAACCUCCCCAUCCCGGUGUUCAGCGGCAUUGACCACUUGCCCUACACCAUCACUCCUCCCAGCGGCAACGAGAAGCGUGAGGAGCCAACUGGCGUCCCUGACGGACCGCCUCCUCCUCCCCCCACUGGACUUCCCAAAAACUCCGACCCUGCUGAAUCAGAGAACGAGAAGCGCAGCCUGGACCUUCCGUUCCCAAUUCCUUCCGACUUGCCUUUCAAGCUGCCAACGGGUCUUCCAACUGACCUUCCGUUCCACCUUCCCACUGGACUUCCCUUGAAGCGGGAUGAGGACCUCAGUCUUCCUACUGAUCUCCCAUUCCCUAUUCCCUCGGAGUUGCCUAAGCUGCCAACCGGUCUACCCAAGGACCUUCCAUUCCACCUUCCCACUGGACUUCCAUUGAAGCGCGACGAGGAUCUCAGCCUGCCAACUGAUCUCCCAUUUCCGAUUCCGUCCGACCUCCCAUUCAAGCUGCCAACGGGUCUUCCAACUGACGUUCCGUUCCACCUUCCCACUGGACUUCCCUUGAAGCGGGAUGAGGACCUCAGUCUUCCUACUGAUCUUCCAUUCCCCAUUCCCUCGGAGUUGCCUAAGCUGCCAACCGGUCUCCCAACAGACCUCCCAUUCCACCUUCCCACUGGACUUCCCCUAAAGCGUGACGAGGAUCUCAGUAUCCCCACUGACCUCCCCUUCUCGAUUCCCACCGGCCUGCCAACCGAUCUCCCCUUCCCGAUCCCCACUGGUCUGCCCAACCUCCCCCUCCCCCACCUCGGAGAGCACGGAGGCAAGGGUGAGGGACAGAACGGAGACCAAGAGAAGCCUACACCAACCGCUCCUCUUGCUGGUGCCCCCAGUGGCUUCGAGAAGCGCGCUCUGAGCGACCUUCCUUUCGACCUCCCCACUGAUCUUCCCUUCCAUCUGCCCACCGACCUCCCCUUCCACCUCCCUACCGGUCUCCCCAAGCUUCCCAAGCGUGAGGAAUUCGACGGCCGCCAGCUCCCCGCCAUCACACCUCCUGCCUUCCCUGACCACCUUCCCACAAACCUGCCAACUUCUUCCGAGUAA